This is a messenger RNA of Effrenium voratum, 1083 nucleotides long. The record is from the annotation of a GenBank genome assembly. Lineage: Eukaryota; Dinophyceae; Suessiales; Symbiodiniaceae.
AUGCACUACGUGAAGUUCAGGGUCUCAUGGGCGGUGAAGCUCGAGGACUCCGUGUUGGGCGUCUUCGAAGGGGCAGCCGGUGUGACCAGGGCAGAGCUGGACAGCAUCUUCGGGGUCUCGGCGGGCCUCAUCGACCAAUGGGUGCACGAGUUCGACAACAACGUGUAUUUCUUGAACGCGCUGGAGAAGCUGGUGCCAAAGCAGCUGGAGAUACAUUUGCUGCUCAACUUCUCCAUCUGCCGGGACAUGGAGGUGGUGACGUUCAUGAGCAGCAACGAUGUGGAUGGAUCCGGCAACGGGUCCCUGAAAAUGGUUGAGGGCCCGGACACUGAAAGUGAGAAUGUCGGGCAGCCGGCGGAGGAGCGAAGCGCCGUCGCAGAAGAGGCGGUCAAGGAAGUGAGGACGCGAGCGGUGCUGCUGACGGUCAACAAGAAGGUGCAGAAAAGUGCCUGGAAGCUCUCUGGGCGCCAAGGCGAGAAGGAGAAGAUCAAGGGCGUGGACUGUGCGCGUUUGCUGUGGCUCCCGCUGCGCGCCAGUGAGAAGGAGCUGACGCUGAAGAAGGUGAAGGGCGCGAUCAACGAUGCGGACAGUGCGAAGGAGAAAAAGAAAAAGCGCACCAACAAGCCGAGCCCCAUCGAGCGGAUGCAAGAAGCAUUUGGCAUCAUGAACCUGGAUGACGACAGCAACAUCUCCAGGGAAGAGUUUAUAAAGGCCAUGGCCACCGUGGGCAUCGAGGGCUCAGCAGCGGAGAACCUCUUCAAGAGGUUCGACCCUGACAAGAGCGGCUUGCUGGACAAGCAGGAGUUCUUCGCCUACGCCGCCAAGGGCACCAGUGAUCUCAAAGCCUUGAUGCGCCGCGGCGGCGAAGACGCGGAGCAACUCCUGAAGGUCUUUGAGAGCUGGGACACGAACCAGGACGGGACAAUCUCCAAAGCCGAGCUUGAGAGAGUCCUGGUGGUGUUGAACCCUUCCUUCACCAAGAAGGAUUUGACGAAGCUCAUCAAGGCCAUGGACACAAACCAGGAUGGCGAAGUGGACUACGAGGAAUUUGCUGAGUGGAUCUGCAAUCCGAAGCGCAAGUGA